AUGCCAACUUCAAACCCUGAGUUGGUCGGAACUUCUCAGCAUUUUGGAUACCCCUUGGCGAUGGCUGGAGACCGAUUUUUCCCGGUGGUGUCACCGACGCCGGCAGUGCCGUCCGCCCGGCUGAAGCAACGCUGGUUGGACUUGGCACCGCCCGCGCCGUUGAAGGCCACUUUGGCCAAUGUGGCCCAUUUGGAGACCGGCAUGAUCAUCCCGGCGGACGAUGAGGAAGUGGCCAAGAUGAUGUGCAGGCCCUACACAAGUGUGGGCAGCACGAAUUUCAACGAAAGCGUCACAUUGUCCGCGGCUCCAAGGUUCACAGUUCAGUUUUCGACCCUCGACCAGCCUCUAUUCUGGGCAGUCACGGUGCAGCUCCAGGAAUGCUAUGGCUGCUAUGGGAAGGGGAUAAUCAGGGUUGUUACAAGUUGGCACCGGAGCCGGCCUGGCAGUGUCGACUUUGACAUGGAGCCGUUGGAUGAGCUGGAAUUUCCUCCCGACGUGUCCCAUGGAUUUGCUGCAGUUGCUUCUGAUGACCCUGCCAGGAUAUCGAUACCAGGAAAUGAGCCCAAUGCAUGGAGUCAGCGUGAUGCCGACCAUUUUGAGGAUUGGACCUGGCGAUGCUUGGCUUGUGACUCUCAGGGGUGUGGAUGGUCGAAUGGUUCCUGGGUGUGCAGUGCGUGUGGACGCCAUGAGUUUUACCGCUCCAAUCAGCCCGCCAAGAAGAUGACACAGGAUGGCACAUGGAUGUUCAUACCCCAUGGCCACACUGAGCGCGUUUCGCCCCUGAGUAAGUCUGCUCGGCGUCGGAAGAGACGCGUGAAUGCUGGUGAUCCUUCUGGUUCGAGCGUUGAUGGUGGUGAGUUUGACCCUGAGGAAGAGUCCCACACUACAGACCAAGUUGUUGAGCCAAGCGUUAGGGCCCCAAGUGUUCACUCACAGCCUCGAAGGUUGCAACCGAAGUUGCAGCCGCAAUCUCAGAAUGCAAUGUCAUCGAAUGCUGACCAAGAUCGUUUGUUAGAUGCCCUCCGUCGCCUUGUCACUUCGAAGAAGCAAGACGAUGAUGACUGGAGUUCUCAAGCGGGUCCUCAGAAAGGCGUUCGAUGGCGUGGUGGUGCAGUCCCACAGCCUCUUCAGUGGCGCUAUGAUCGUGAUGACUUGCGCGCGUACAGCAAGUUUGUCAAGAAAGUUGACAUCUGGAAGUUGCAGGCUGCCCCGUUCAUGUCCAAAAAAGAGAUGUCCCUUGCCUUGUACAACUCUUUACAAGGUGAAGCAGAGCAGGAACUGGAGCAUACGCCAAUUGAAGAGAUCCACUGCGAUGAUGGAGUAGACAAAAUUCUGCGGGCUUUGAAGGGCCCGAUGGAGCAGAAGGUUGUCUACCAGAAGAGAAAGUUCCUUCACGAGUUUGAAAACUUGCGGAGAUAUGCUGGAGAGACUAUGAGAGCUUACAUCAACAGGUUCAGACGCUCCCAACGGUGUUUGAAAUCUGUUGGAAUUGAUGUUUCCCUGACUUAUGAUGAUGAGUCGAUGGGAGCGCGGUUGCUGGACAGAUCAGGCUUGUCUCAAGAAGGCCAACGCAUGAUUCUGGUGGGAACUCAGCAGCGAUUGAAUUUUGAUUUGAUCGUGGACACAAUGCUUUUACAAUACCCUGAGUUUCGCGGUGCUCCACCGGUUGUUGGUCGUGAUGGUUCAGCAGUUUCCAAAGGCUCCACGAAGGGUUCACGUCCUAUGUCCUCCUCCUCUUCCUCAUUGUCCAGUGGCUCUACGUUCACCUCAACUUCUGCGAGCUCCUCUAAUAAGAAUGUUUUUGCUGGAAAAGGGAACAAUGUGAGACGUCAAGUCCACCUUGCUGAGACCAGCGCAGACCAACAGCAUGAUGAGGAGUUCAUGGAUACAAUUGAUGAAGAACAACCGAAUGACCAAGAUGAUUCAAUUCAAGAUGAUCCCGGUGAGGACCAAAACGAAGAUGGCGCAGAUGGCAAUGAUGAUGAUGUGGAUAUGGGUGAGCUUGCACAAGUCCUCACCUUGACAGCAAAGAAGCUCAGUAACAUCACUCUGGGUCGCAAAUUUACCAAUAGACCGAAGAAUGGCCCAAAGACCAAGCUCACUGCCCAGGACAAGUCCACCACGCACUGUUCUGCAUGUGGGGGUUUAGGUCACUGGUACAAAGACCCAGAAUGCCCCAAAAACAUUGGGGGAUCUGGUGCGGCACCGUCAGACAAAAGGUUUAACUCCAAAGGUUCUGGUCCCAAGGGUUCAUCGACUCACAAGGUUGGCAUCAUUCACCAUGACUAUGGAAGCCUCGAGAUCCACGAAACCCCUGAAGAGGAGGCCUACCUGCCUUCAGCCAUUUGCGGAGUGCCUUUGCUGCUGGCCCUCAACCUGGUGAUUCUGUGCACCUUCAGACCAAUGCGGCAAGCACCGCCAUGUUGGUUGCAGAGGUGGCGCCGGAUGACCCUCUUUCUCAAGAACGCCUUCAAGGAGUUCCUCCUUCAUAUGAUGAUGGCAAUUCGCCUUCAGGUCUUGCCAAGAGAUGCCCUCCAAGCAAUUCCUCCGGUGAUCCACGGCAUCAUGAACAACCCAAUGACUUGCAACCAUGCGAGAUGCCGAAGGUACGGAAACAUCCACGGCCGAUUUGCCGAAUGCCUGGAGUGCAAGACAAAGUGGAAGUGGAACGAAGACAACAAGAUGUGGGUGGAACAUGGGCGACCAGGGCGCUCAUUGCGCUCGCAACCCUUGCCACUGCCGUCUUCAAGCAACACAAUCUCUUCCACACCAUACCCCAAGAGCCAGAUGUCUUCAGCCUUGGCCAAGGCCAAGCCCAAGUCGAGGCCACGUCGUCCUCCUCCAGCUCACAACAUCAACAGUGGAUGGGCCAAUUUUUCAGCUAUGGACCUGAUGUUGGACCAUCUCACGGUCGAGCAGAACAACGAAGUGUUCCUGAUCACACAACAGAUGUCGCCUCUGGAAAUGGAGCCGACCAACAUGGCGGAGUUUGCAUUCCUCAACGAGGAGAUUCAUCGCGAGUCCAGAGAGGAGAUGGAGCGACAGCAGGAUCAAGAGCGAUGGGACAGGCUGAUCGCCUUGGGAGUCAUUCUGGCUCCGGACGACGAAAUCUACGAUUGGGAACAGCUGGAGCAAUCAAACCUGGCAAUGUAUCUGAUUUACGGUCAAGACCUUAUGCAGAGUUCCAUGCGGCAUGAAGCAAUGAGAGUUCAGAAACGUUUCAGACCUUUUCUUCUGAUGAUGAGAUUGGAUGAAUGGUAUCAUUUGCAACUGCAAGAUCGACCGUUGCUUGAUCUCACCGCUGACUUGGCAGAAGUUCAGCACAAGCAUGGAAGAUUUUUUUGGAUUGAAAGCCCUCAGAACUCAGAAGUAUGGGAGCAAGAUCGCUUACAACGCCUUUUGAGUCUGCCUGGCGUUUGGAGCGUGGUUGUUGAUGCCGGUGCUUUUGGAGCUCAGAUUGACGGCAACCCUAUUGCCAAACCAUUUCGUAUUGUUGGAAACAUGCCUGGCUUGGAUGAGGUGCUGGAUCGUCGAUUGACUGCAGAUGAGCGGCUUCAAUGUGUCAAGGUUGAAGGUUCCAUGACACGCCGUUCUCAAGAAUAUCCCUAUGAAAUGUGUCAUGCAGUUGUUCAGCACCUCAAGCAGUAUGUCCAACAGAAACAACCUCAUCGUUUUUGUCAUGUCCACCAAGCUUUACCAGUUCAACAGCCAGUUGCAGAUCUCCAGCGAUGGGACCAAGUGGUCGAACAACUUGAUGUCACCUAUGACAGGUCUUCACGACGUCCCUAUGAGAUUGGAGUUGACACUGAGCUUGGACGUACCAUCCAAAACUUGCUAAGGAUUGAUGCUAACAGAAUCCAGGUGGUCUCCAACCCAACAACUCGGAGAUUCCCUGGUCUGGUGAAAGACUUUCCUGCAACAAGAGCUGCAUUUUUGAUGUACAAUGAUGGUACUAAAGCGGUUGAAGUUGAGGACAUGCAAGAUGUCCAGUUUCCCAAACAGCGUUUUUCAAAACCUGUGCGCAUUGCAGUGUUUGUUUUUGGUAGUCGUCGAGAUGUUCCAGAAAAAGAAACUGCUGCAGUUCCAGGUGUUGUGCCCAAUCUUUCUACCGACAUCGACUUCCCAGGCUUGUCGCCAACCAUUCCACAGGAAGUUCGAUCUGCGGUGGCACGCAUGCACCUGAACAUGGGACAUUGCUCCCGACAGGAGCUUUCAAGACUUCUUGCCUAUCAAGGUGAUGUGCCUGAUCAGGUUUAUGAAUGUGUUCGGAAGCUCAGAUGCGCAACAUGCGAACGCUUGCGACCUCCACAACAACCAAGACCUUCAGCUACCCCCAAUUUCUUUGCGGGACAGUUUGGAGAUGAGUUGCAGAUGGAUAUUUUUCACUGUCGAACUCUUGAAGGUGAGUCGUUCAAAGUUUUGGGAAUUGUUGACAAAGCGACUGGAUUCCACCAAGCCAUUGCCCCAACUGAGAGCAGCAGUGAUCACAUGUUCGAGUGUCUGGAGCAGAUCUGGUUUAGACCAUAUGGCCUGCCACUGAAGAUUGUGGCAGAUCCAGACACCUCUUUCAGGGGAGAUUUCCAAGAGCGAGUUCAAGCUAUUGGAUGCAAUCUUGAACUUUGCCCUCCCGAAGCUCACCACAUCAUUGGAAUGGUGGAGAGACGCAAUGCUGUGUUGAGACUUGUCCUUGAGAAGCUGAUAGAUCAAUUUGCUGCCACGACCGUUGAACAGUGCAAGCUAUUGCUUUCCUCAGCUUGCCAUGCAAUGAAUGGAGCAAUCCAUACUCAUGGCCAUUCGGCUUAUCAAGCAGUGUUUGGCCGGCAACCAAGGCUACUCAACAGCAACUUCAACGAUCCAAUGAAUUUGGCAACCUCACCACCUGUUGCAAAGCUCCAGGACGAGGACUAUGCUUACCGCGCUGAACUUGUGCGAGCGGAAGCUGUCAAAGCCAUACAUGACUUGGAUGUGAGUCGACAUUUGCGUCGAGCCUUGCUGCGAAAGACUCGCAACACCAAGGUCGCAGAUGUUCUUCCUGGUCAACGUGUUGCUUUUGGAGAUGGGCAAGAUGAGACCGACAUCAAGGCCUUGAAAGACGCAACUCAGGACUUUGGCAAGUACUUGUUGGAUGAUAGAGGCCCAGCACCACCAGAAGAACAUGCCCUUCAUGAUCCAUAUGAUGACAUGAACGAAUACCAUUAUGGAGUUCCAAUGUCCCGCACACCCACAUCCAAACGGAUUGGGAGCACACCAGCACAGAGAGCCACACAACAGGCUCUACCACCACCUAUGGCAGAACAACCUGCCUUGCUGGAACAACCAGCAAGCACAGUACAGCAACAAAGCUCACAUCACUCACAGGCACCAGCCAAUGUACAGCCGGCACAAGCAGUUUCACAGCCUACCAUUUUGGAGGCAGCAGGCCAGCAGGCCACAUCAGACACCCAGCCAGAGCAACAAAGGACUGAGGUCACUGAAGCGGAAGCUAAUCCAGAUGUCCUUCACCCAUCAACAACAGGGACGGAACUGGAUGUCCAACAACCACAACCAGAUGAUACAAUGGAUCCACCUUCGGAUCAACAGCUUCCACAAAAACGGCCUUUUGAUUCCUUAGCAGUUUUGAUACCAACAGUGGAGAACUACUUGGUGCGACCACAUGCCUACUCAGAUGCUUCACCAGACAUUGGUUUUGGUCCACCUCACAAGGUCUUCCACUAUGCGUACCUCACCACUAAACAACGUGAGGAAGAUGUCAAGCGGAUCAAUAAGGAUCCAACUGAGUCUGAUACAACUCAAGGUUCAGACACUGAUGACGAUGAUGAUCAACAACCACUCCAGACCAGCAACGAGACGUCAUCAGCACCUCCAGUGUACAAGCAAGGCAUGACCAGACAAGAGGUCAAAGCCCUCGAUAGAGAAAUACCAUGGAGGAAAGUGCUUGACAUGCCAGAGUCCUAUGUGGACAAAUUUUUGGCGGCCAUCACCAAAGAAGCUGAGUCAUGA
Molecule: messenger RNA, 6000 nt
Organism: Cladocopium goreaui
Lineage: Eukaryota; Dinophyceae; Suessiales; Symbiodiniaceae
Source: the annotation of a GenBank genome assembly